GUUGAUCGGAGGUGGAGAAGGACUCAUAUGCAGGUUUUUUCAAGGCUUCUUGAGCUAUGAUACUAGGCGUUUUGUCUUCCUCCUGCUGUCUGGGAAUAAUUUGUAACAAGACAUGGCUGCAAUAUUGAGUGUUGAGUCCUGAAGGGAGCCAGUCAGCAAAUAAAAGUAUCAGAUGUAAAAUACCGAUGGGUGGAGAGUGGUGAUCCUAAACGCCUGGCAGGUCUUUGCCCUUCUGAUCGAUGUGUCACACAGCGAGGGGCUGUCAGCACCCCCCGCCACAGGCCGAACAACGGACAUCAGCACCGAUUCACCAAACCCCACUCCUCUUGUAGGAGGAGGAGGGGGAGGUGAGAGGGCAGAGGGAGGCCAAGAGGAGAGGCAAGUUGUCCGGGAACUGUGGUUCAUUGUAGUGAUGGCAGGCAUUGCCCUACUGCUGCUGGCCAUCGUGCUAGCUGUUGUGCUUCAUAAGGCCCUGAACAAACCCCCAUUCAGCAGAGAGAGACCUCCAUUGGUGGCCCUGUCCAUGCAGAAAAGGAGUCCCAUGGCUAUCUACCCACCCAGCAACUCUAUGUUGUUUGAUACUGUGCCUGACACAACAGGCUUCUCCAACAGCGUAACGCUCAAGGGCUUCACCAUGAAGAUGGAGGAAGUGCUGGAAGCUAAAUGUGAGCCUGCUGAUGAGGAUCCUCCACAGGGUGAGUUGGGCAUCCUCAGUGUGAACUCCCUGAGGCGCAGCGUCAGCCAGGUGAUGGAUGGGAAGUCACUCACUGGAGACGAUGACGUGUGGGACCCCAACAUUUCAGGCCAUGACAGUGGGAUGUUUAUGGAUGAUGAAGAAUUUGUAGAUACAAUCAAAGGUUUCAGCACUGUGAGGAAGGAGCACACCAUGUUCACCGAUACUAACCUGUGA
Molecule: messenger RNA, 910 nt
Organism: Oreochromis aureus
Lineage: Eukaryota; Metazoa; Chordata; Actinopteri; Cichliformes; Cichlidae
Product: usherin
Exons: 6
Coding region: 413-910 (165 amino acids)
Source: RefSeq, a predicted model, not a curated record